CAUCAAACGCUGAACAAAACCUUCAAUUAUUUUCACAAUGAUGACGAGCAAGUUUAAAGCGAACUAUUCCAGCAACGCAGAGGCUAAUCCCAAGAGUGGUUUUGAGACAGUAGUUCUUGCAAACUGCAUCCUCAAUGCACCUUUAAUGUUACUAUCAAUCAUUGGUAACGCUCUUCUGUUAGUCGCCAUAAUGAGGACGCCAUCAAUUCGUUCACCGUCUGUCAUUUUUCUCUGCAGUUUGGCUGUUUCAGAUCUUCUUGUGGGAUUGGUGGUACAACCAGCUUAUAUAGCAGAACAAAUAGUGAGAACUGUCCCAACACUACAAAAAGCAGUAGGAGCAAUGGGAUUUGUUGGGUGCGGUUUUACUAGUUUAGAUCUACAAGUUAUACGGACUUUCCCAGUCACUGUAGCAUUCAUGAACUCUUCCAUCAAUCCAUUUUUGUAUUGUUGGCGUAUGACCGAGCUCAGAACGGCAGUUUUAAAGACAGCGAAGCUUUUUUCUUGUAGGCAAACGGAUGAAAGAGUUCUAACCUUGAAUUAA
This is a messenger RNA of Pocillopora damicornis (cauliflower coral), 541 nucleotides long. Its product is annotated as melanocyte-stimulating hormone receptor. The record is from RefSeq and is a predicted model, not a curated record. Gene Ontology annotation, molecular function: G protein-coupled receptor activity. Lineage: Eukaryota; Metazoa; Cnidaria; Anthozoa; Scleractinia; Pocilloporidae. Gene Ontology annotation, biological process: G protein-coupled receptor signaling pathway. Gene Ontology annotation, cellular component: membrane.